AUGUCCAACUCUGAACUGGAACUGUCUAAGAGCUUCCACAAACGGAGCAGACUCAAUAUCUCCAACGGUACCACCAAGUUCAAUGAUACAGACAUCUGGCUGCAUUCCAGAAGGAUCAACAGGGAUUCUAGCAACUCUCUCGAUCCAGUCUUGAAUGGCGUUGGUGAUGUGUGGAACAACCUGGACAGUCUUACCCAAAGAGAUACCCAAGUAACGCUCAUAAUUUCCCAAAUCCAAAUCGACUUCUCCACCAUCAUCCAAAACGAAACACUCACCAUGUUCCAAAGGAGACAUAGUUCCUGCAUCAAUGUUAAGGUAAGGGUCAAUCUUGAUGGAAGUGACUCUUAG
This is a messenger RNA of Ogataea philodendri, 348 nucleotides long. RefSeq lists its product as uncharacterized. NCBI's taxonomy places the organism in Eukaryota, Fungi, Ascomycota, Pichiomycetes, Pichiales, Pichiaceae. The record is from RefSeq and is a predicted model, not a curated record. Bases 1 to 348 code for a protein of 115 amino acids. The transcript is spliced from 2 exons.